UUCAUCGACUUUACAUCUUUUAUACUUUAUACACAAUUACAAGGGAACAGUACAGACCUCUUCCAAACUACCCUCUUCCACCUCACCGAGAAGCUUCGCGCCAACGUGUUUCGCUGCCGAGGCAUUCAUCUCAUCGAUCUCAUCGACACUCCCCGCUCAUCUCUUACCAUCGAAUUAGAGCCACUUCUCACAAGCAUAUGAGCACUCCCACACGGCGAUGACACCGCCGUGCCGUUACUUCCCUGCUUCGCGGCUCGAGUCGGAGAUCCAGGUCAACGACGGCAAAGUGCGCAAAGGCGGCCGGAUCGAUUUGUCUGCCUGCGAGCUCUUCUCGAUAGUCCAGUAUGAGUGCCAGAUCGACCGGCCUAAAAUCGCGGACAGUCCGGUGCGAUGUUGGCCGGUGCAACGGUGGUUCCGGCGAUGUCAGGAUAAGAAAGGAAGUUUUAUGGUUGAGACUACGUUAUGGGAGCGGAAUAGUAAAGCGAAGAGCGAUGGUGGGGUUACUACAGAAAUCAUCCAUACGCAUAACCCGUAACCCGUAACUCAAAUCAAUUGAUCGUUGUUUGUACCUUCCCGUUCGCCAU
Molecule: messenger RNA, 584 nt
Organism: Annulohypoxylon truncatum
Lineage: Eukaryota; Fungi; Ascomycota; Sordariomycetes; Xylariales; Hypoxylaceae
Exons: 2
Coding region: 218-535 (105 amino acids)
Cellular component (GO): mitochondrial inner membrane peptidase complex
Source: RefSeq, a predicted model, not a curated record